AUGAAAUUCAACACAGCAUUAUGUCUGGAUUGGCUCACGCCCCAUCGCCUCCGUCCGCACCCAAGGGACUCUGAUGCACAAGUGUCUUCCAUUUUGAACCCUGAGAACGCGAGCAUCAAGCACUCAGACCCCUCGCCUGACCUGCCUCUUUUGCCUGCUGACCCCGCGGCGUGCCUGAAGGAGAUGAAGUGGCUGUACAAGGAGGAGCGCCCCCUGCCCGAGCGCGUGGCCGAGUGCAGGAGAAUCAGAACCAAGUACCCCGAGCGCCUCCCUGUGAUCGUCGAGCGGGCGGCCAAGACCCACGUCUCGGAUCCGGGCCAGAAGAAGUUCCUAGUGCCCAGGGACUUCACGCUCGGUCAGUUCUACUACAUCGUCAGGAGGCGCGUCCAGUUGGAGCCCGAGGACGCCCUCUUCCUCCUGAUCGGCAGGAAGAUCCCGCCGGCGUCCGCUCUGAUGGGCGAGCUGUACGAAAUGCACCGGGACUCUCAGGACGGCUUCCUCUACGUGGCCAUCGCCGACGAAAGCAUAUACGGCGGGGAGGGAGGUGGCCUUGCAUGCUGA
This is a messenger RNA of Penaeus indicus, 561 nucleotides long. RefSeq names its product gamma-aminobutyric acid receptor-associated protein-like. The transcript has 2 exons. Gene Ontology annotation, biological process: autophagosome assembly; macroautophagy; cellular response to nitrogen starvation. The record is from RefSeq and is a predicted model, not a curated record. Gene Ontology annotation, cellular component: cytosol; autophagosome membrane; autophagosome. Bases 1 to 561 code for a protein of 186 amino acids. NCBI's taxonomy places the organism in Eukaryota, Metazoa, Arthropoda, Malacostraca, Decapoda, Penaeidae. Gene Ontology annotation, molecular function: ubiquitin protein ligase binding; GABA receptor binding.